This is a messenger RNA of Octopus sinensis (East Asian common octopus), 2409 nucleotides long. RefSeq names its product vesicle transport through interaction with t-SNAREs homolog 1A. Gene Ontology annotation, molecular function: SNARE binding; SNAP receptor activity. Bases 33 to 752 code for a protein of 239 amino acids. Lineage: Eukaryota; Metazoa; Mollusca; Cephalopoda; Octopoda; Octopodidae. Gene Ontology annotation, biological process: retrograde transport, endosome to Golgi; macroautophagy; vesicle fusion with Golgi apparatus. The transcript has 8 exons. The record is from RefSeq and is a predicted model, not a curated record. Gene Ontology annotation, cellular component: endoplasmic reticulum membrane; Golgi apparatus; SNARE complex.
CUGGCGAUGUAGAAAUCACUGCUUCCACCUUAAUGUCGCUGGUGAGAAAGAGGCUAAGCGGAAGUAGAAAGCGCCGUCUACUCGUUGUCACCUCGAACAACAUGACUUCGUUGUUGGAGUCUUAUCAACAGCAAUAUUCCACAUUAACUGCUGAUAUAACUCAUCUCAUUGGAAAAAUAACUCUUUCACAUGGAGUUGAGAAACAAGGCCAUGUACGUCAAGUGGAGAAGCUGUUCGAUGAGGCCUCGGAAUUGCUGGAACAGAUGGACCUGGAGGUGAAGGAACAACCAAGCAAGGACAGGCAAAAGUAUCAAACAAGAGUACGAAGCUACAAAACAGAACUUUCAAAACUUCAAACAGAUGUGAGACGUGCUAAACUGGGACUUGACAGUAAAGAUGACUGCAUGCUUGAUGAUCAUCAUGAUGCUGAGGAUCAGCGAACUCGGUUGCUGGAGAAUACAGAACGGUUGGAAAGAUCUGGACGGAAACUAGAUCAUGGAUAUCACACUGCUGUGGAAACAGAACAAAUUGGAUCUGCCAUUCUAGAAAAUCUUCAUUCACAGCGCCAGACUAUAAACAGAUCAAGAGGAAGGGUUGAUGAGAUGAAUACAGCUCUUGGGAAGAGUUCACGUUUGUUGACUGGUAUGAUGAAGAGGAUCAUCCACAACCGUAUUAUGCUUGUUGUUAUUGGACUAAUUAUGGUAAUCAGCAUCUGUGUAGCACUAUACCUAAUUGUGCGACGGUCUUCUUGAGAAACCUCUUGACAUACCAUUCUCUACAACAACCGCUCUUUCUUCAUCAAUAUUCUAUGAGAAUCUGCCUGCAUUAUAUAUUUAUAUACACACUUUCUCCAAAAUAUAUAUAUACAUGUAUAUAUAUAGUUUGUGUAUGUGAUCUACAUGCUGUUACAGCAUCGUCUCGAAUUCCUCAUCUGCUGAACCUCUGAUAUCUGACCUUUCCUUAGAGCCCCUCACCUCUUAUAUCUUUUUAUUCUCUUUAUAUGAAGCUGGGAAAAUCAAAGGACCAUGUACCACCCUUACAAAUGAACAGACUUUACUAUGAUUGUGUACUUCACCUGUAAUCCUCCUUCUAUCUCCCCUAUCUAAUUUAAAUACCCUUUAUUUAAUUAUUUAUUAAUUAGGAAUUGUUUGCUUUUUACUAAUAAAACUUAACCCUGAAUUUGUCCUUCCUGUCUGGACCUCACUGACAGCAAGAGCAGAAGUCCAAAAGCAACCAGGACAUUUCAAACCAUUUGAUAUUGCUAUUUGAUUGUGUGCCCUAAUCCCUGUUGCUGAGGAAAACAAGGUGACAUUAAUCCCUCUCUACUCCCAACAUGGCCAAAUAGAUGUUUUCAUUGUUUUAAAAGCUGAGAGUUCAAACCACUACAAUGGUUUCAAUAUAUUUCUAAGUAUGACACUUUAUUUUAUGUUGUCUUAGUUUGCCAUAACCCCUGAAUGGAUAUAUUCUAGAUUAUCUGGGGAACAUCAGCUGUGAUAGGCCGGUGUUCUUCCAGCUCAAAGAUUUAUCCUACAUCUACUGAACUUCAUGAAAUUAGAGCUAGGUACUGGUCCUUAAAUAUUUUUCUUUCCCCAGAUUUUAAGGAUUAUUUACUUGGCAUAUUACUAUACUAUUCCUUAAAAAUGAGAUGGCCAAGUGGAGAAGCCAUUGGAGUGUGCUCUUAGGUUACAAGUUGAAAUUUACUAAAGGUGACUUGUGUUUUCUAAUCAGAACACUUUAGUUUAUAUUACCAGAGUUUACCUGGCUGUCAGGAAUAUGUAGCAACUCAUCUGUGAAUGUGAUAGAUUGGUGAUACUUAUUUGACUCUAAUCCACUAACACAGAAACUGGAAGUAUCAUUCCAGUAGCAAUAGAUCUCUGGGUUUUUUUUUCAAACUAUUUAGUGUUAUUCCGGAGUGUGAACAACUCUCUUUGUUAAAAGGUUUAUAUUAGGAAACAUUCGCACAAUUUAUCUAAUGACUCUUAUUCAACAUUUUCAGUGGUAGAGGGGAUGUGUUCAAAUCAAGUUUCAUCAACUGUAUCAUUUGGGCCAUGAUAAAAAUCAACAGUGAAACAACUGUUAAAAAAAAAGUUGAGGAUACGGUCCUUCAACGGAAGUGUUGUUGGUGGUUUAUACAUUCACUAUGGUGCAAAUAAAUAUUUUAAAAUCAGUAUUAAGCAGUAAUUCAUAAAGAUUUCAUUAAUAAAUAUUAUUAUCAAUGUGCUUACAUCAACAUAUCUGAUACCUGAGAUACAAGUCCAAUAACUGUUCUUCAAUUAACAGUCAUAUUUUCUUUUCAAAGCAUUGAAUGUGAAACUACAGAAGUUAACUCCAUAUUUCAUGACAAUGAGUAAUGUUGAUUUAACCCUUUUGGUACAAACCUGCCUGGACCAUCCUGGUUCUAUGAUAAAA